AUGGAUACACGUCAUAUAGCCCUUAUGAAUGCCGAGGAGAUCAGCCAAACCUUAAAGACAACCCACCUUGAACAACAAUAUGAACGCGAACUUCGUCAAACUGAGCGCAUCUACGAGGAAGAACGAUCGCGUAUAUCACGAUUAGAACAGCUCCUUCACGCGUAUGAAAACGAUAAUCUACAGCAGCAACUGGCCGACGUCGAAGCUCAGAUGGAGGACCUGCAAGAUCAUGAGGAGAUCGCGCAGGAACAGCUCGGGCAGCUUAACGCUGAGUUGCAGCGUGCGCAGAGCGAUCUUCGUGCAAGAACAAGAGAGGUGGAAAGAUACAAAGCAGAAGUCAAUGCGAUGAACACUGUCAACACUGAUUCUACCAAACUCUUGACAGAGAAAUUGGCGCUCGCUCGCGAGGUUGCGACCCUGAAGCCUGAACUCGAGCAUCUAAGAUCUCAAGGUGCAUUGAACCAAAGCAUUCUGGCAGAGAAGCUUGCUCUCCAACGGGAGCUCAGCACCCUUCAGGUCGAGCUGGAGACCGAACGCCGUGCGGUCCAACGCACCAAAGCAAACACAUCCAAGUCAACAGAGGCAGAUUCAAAAUUAGCAUCCCAGCUUGAAGAGUUGAGGAAAGAGACAGCGAAGGAGAGGAGAGAGGCGCAAAAGAAUGAGCGAGAAUUGCGCAAGCAAGCAACAGAAUGGGAGAGCCAAAAGACCAUCCUGGAAAGUAAGCUGGACGCGUUCCGCAAUAAAUUGCGGUCCACUAAAGAACAGCUCAAAGAGACGCAGAACGAGCUUGAGGAAAUUCAAGCCCUGAAGGCGGCACAGGUGGAGGUAGCACCCAAAAAGACUACAGUUGGGAAUCCCCGAAAGAGACAGACGGCUCAUUUUGAUCCCGACGCAACUAUCGGUACUCCAGGGAAUAAUGGAGUGCAUGCUGCCAAGAGAGUCAGAACGUCAACAAUGCCUGGCGACAAGUCAACAUUUUCAAUCACACCUUUUCUGAACAAGACAAUGAGCAUCCUACCUGAUACACCCGUUGCCACGGAAGAGCAAGAGCAAUUCGAAGAACCUGCAAAGUCCGCGACCACGCAGGGCGAGCAAGCCUCUCCGAUACGUCCGAAGCAGACAAAGGCUCGAAAACCUGCAACGGACUCGACAAAGAGGAAAGAGGGCCGUGUACUGCAAGAAACCAAAAGUGCGCCAAAAGCAAACAGUGUCGCCGUAAAGGCUAUUAACCCACCGACGAAAAAGCAAUUCGGUCUCGCAAAAGUGUUGGAGGACAACGAGAACGAAGAAGCUGCCGAUACGAACUCCGAGUCGACGAAAGCCUCCAAGCCAUCCGUCAAGAAGAAGCAGAAGAUUCUCGGACAGAGGAAAAGCUUGUUUAACGAUGAGGACGCAGAGGAGACCAAGAACAGAGCGAGAACUGUGGGGUUGCUUGGAGCAUCUAGAGGACUAGGGCUGAGGGGUGGUGGCGGUCUGGGACCAGUCAAUGUGGGUAGCAAGGGGAAAACAUUGGCGGAGUUUUCACCUCUAAAGAAAGACAGAGGGCCGCCGUCCAUUACUGCUCCAUGA
Molecule: messenger RNA, 1569 nt
Organism: Endocarpon pusillum Z07020
Lineage: Eukaryota; Fungi; Ascomycota; Eurotiomycetes; Verrucariales; Verrucariaceae
Exons: 1
Coding region: 1-1569 (522 amino acids)
Source: RefSeq, a predicted model, not a curated record